CGCACACUGAAAGUGUCACCACUAGGCCGUGUGGCAAAAUAAAUAAAGAAACAAACAACCGUAAUGAAGCCAACAAAAGCACAAAAAUAUAAGAACAACUUGGACAAUCGCAGCAGAGACUGGGGAAAGGAAAAAUUCAAGCCCAGGAAGUAUGUUAGACCGGAAGUUCCGCCCGUGCCGCAGGCCACCGCAAAAGCCUGGCAGCAUGUGAAGAACGACAUCAUUGACGACUCGGAGGAUCGUGGUCACCAGGAUGUGGACAACGAGGACGCCAGGAAGUUCAUGCAGCAGCGGGAGCAGAACCACCGGCGCAAUAUCAUAGAGGCCAACCGAACGGCGGCCACCAAAUGGGAAUCCUUUGACGAGGAGCAGCCCUCCUCCACUUCUAAGAAGCAAGGAGUCGGGAGAAAAGAUGUGAGAAAAGGUGAAAAAGACUUUCUGUGGCAGUGUCGCAAGGGAGAAGUGCCCACAGCGGUUGAAAAGUUCACCAUAGCGGAGCGCAACUUUUACAAAAAUAGAAUCACGUUGAGCCUGAAGACAACCGAACGAGCGGGAAAACUCCACGAGGCCAUAAAAGAUUUGAGAAAUAAUAAAAACUGGAGACGUCGCACCGCAGGAAAUGAAGAGAAACCUUCGCAAAAAAAGGGACAGAAUGGAAAUAACCCCUUCAACAAGGAAAGGAACGAAUAAGAUCUUAGACUUAACUCCAUCUAAAACCUAGGCUGUACGUUUUACCAUUAAUGAAUGGCAACUAAAAACUAAGAUGUAUCUUCUUACGGAGUCAAAUAAAUCAAAGGUCCAUUGAAGAAUAUUAAAA
This is a messenger RNA of Drosophila elegans, 817 nucleotides long. RefSeq lists its product as uncharacterized. The record is from RefSeq and is a predicted model, not a curated record. NCBI's taxonomy places the organism in Eukaryota, Metazoa, Arthropoda, Insecta, Diptera, Drosophilidae. Bases 64 to 690 code for a protein of 208 amino acids. The transcript has a single exon.